UGUGCAGUUGUGGUUUACGCUGACGCCAGCGUUGCUUUUCGUGAUGGAAAAUGCUUCAAGAAGUUGCUGAUGCAAUUGGAAAAAAAGCGUCGUAUGUGAUCAGUUGAAAAUGGAUCUAAUUCGUUCCGCUUUUAGAGAACCUCAGUGUGCAAUCACGGGAUCAGCUGUGUACAAGUGUCCUCGUGCCGCUUGCAGCGGAUUUGCCUUUCCACCGCUCAUGCAAUGCACCCUGUGUCGAUGUUUAAUAGAUACAGAGAGUUGUGUCGGGCCCCCUCCGUCCAAACUUCCUAAGCUCUCGUCAUCUCAUGUCAAGUCCCCAGUUCUGAUUUUGAGCGUGGGGAAAUCGGGGAUUUUUGAUGCUCGGCAUACCCCGUGUGUGAUUACUGCGUCCCAUCUCUCGUGUAGUGUAAAAGUUGAAGGUUUGUCGAAACUGUUCUGUAUUCAGUCUUUAGGAACUUGGUGCCCUGUCAACGUUCGCCCUUCCGAAGUGCAAGUUAUGGUUUUCUGCGAGGAGCUACAGGUCGUUUUCUUGAAGCCCCGCGACAAUCUGAAGCUUUCGCUCGUCGAGACACUCAAGUUGGACAGUUCUCGGAUUCCGGAUCAGAACUUCAUGAAAUGGGUCAUUCUUGUCCUGGGACAACACAUGACCAAUUCUCCAUGUGAUAAUGUAUCGGUGCAACAAAUGGAACUAUUCGCCUCUACCAUUCGCGAAAAUGAUGGAUUUUGUAAAAUGGACUGCAGCCUUUUGGAGGCUAGGAAGCUUCUAUUAGAUUGUGGUUUACGGCUUCCUCGUGCCGAAGCACGCAUGCAACGAAACACGUGCGCUGCGGGUAAUAUUUCUCGGGAACAGUUGUACUCCGACACUCCGCCUCAAUCCACCAUCGGAGACGUCUUGACACAAGUGACCAGCUCGCAGUCGCAGUCCACUUCAAACCUGCCAUCUAGAACAGAAGGUGGUCUCCUAACGAAUGUACUCAACACACUUUCUUCAACCGGGAUGUACCUUUUGGGUCAGCCUUCAUGCCCCUCCAAUAACGUUGCGGACGGACUCCAAUCUACUCAGAACGCCGUGGAUGAGGAUAAUGAUGAUUUGAUCAUCCUUUCCGAAGAGAGUGCUGACUGCAGCCGAACCUCUUCUCCACCCAUCCUCAGUUCAGCCGCUGGACCCAAACCCAAUUCCUCAACAGCGCCCCAGACGCAGUCAUUUAAAUUUGACUAUAAACCGCCCGGAUCUACGGACAGUGUUACACUAACACAGGCGGAUUUCGACUGUCUCGCUCCGGGAGGCUUGCUGAAUGAUGCUAUCAUCAAUUUCUAUUUGAAGUACUUGUAUUUCGAACAGCUGACGGAUGUGCAACGCCAGGCCACCUAUUUGUUCAACUGCUUUUUCUAUAGCAGGCUUGCUGGAGUGUCACCUACACCGGUGGUCAAUAAUUGCCGACCCCCUACUGCAAAUCCACCCACGGCGAAUGUGACUACCGGGCAGAAUAACGCUUCUGGUUUUGUUGGGCAUAUACCCGAAUCCAGCAAGGCGCGUCAUGCGAAUGUCGCCAAGUGGACGCGUCGGGUCGAUUUAUUUUGCAAAGACUAUAUUAUCAUUCCAAUAAAUGAGGCAAUUGGCCUACAUCAUGCUUCCUCUUUUCAGUUCGUUUGUCUGAACGAUGAUUCCCCCAUUUUACGGGAAAACUCACUUAGGGGGUUAGAGCGCCAGUUUACUGACCGGAAUGUCCGUGGUUCGAACCUGACCUCUGCCCCUCGACUUCCCCUGCCUAGGCUUGGGAAACCUGGCAGUAUCCCAGCUCUCACGCUACCUUCUGGUAGCAUGGCAGUUAGGCACCGAAAGGAUGCUACAGCUAACAAAUUAAUUUUUUUUUUGGGGGGGGGGAAUUCCCACUGGUUUCUCGGCUUGGUUUGUUAUCCGUGGAUGGCCGGAAUGGUCAGUUACACAGCGCUGUAUCGAGCGGCUGCCUUUGAUCUGUGCCAACUCACCAAUGAAUUUCUCGAUGUGGAUCUCAUCAAAUUCCCGAACGACGUUGAUGACAAGACAAUCAGCCAGGAACCAAUUGAACGGCGGUCAGAUGAUCCUAAGGGUGUUGCGUUUGAUCGCUGGAGGCGACGUCGAUUGGCUUGGCUUCGUUCGCGUGGUAUCAAUGCUAUGCCCUGCAUCCUCUUGUUUGAUUCCCUUCCUUGUCAAACGAGGGUUGAAUGGGAUUCACGAAGAUCGGAACAAGACGGACCCCUGCAUUUCGAUAAGGACACGAUUCGUGGUUUCAGUCCGCGAGUACCAAGCCAGAGUAAUCUCGUGGAUUGCGGAAUCUAUUUGUUACAUUAUGUCGAGAUGUUUUUCAAGCAACCAGUGCAAAGCUACACAAAAGAUUACUUUCAAAAUGAGAUGUCCAGUUGGUUUUCCGACGAUACUGUAGGCCAAAAACGCGCGGACAUACGGACUCUUCUAGCCCGUCUGAACGAACGGUACCACGCUGAGGAACGAACCGACUGAAGUUCCUUUGGCCGACCACAUCGUUUUCUACUGUUCAGCGCGCCAAGAUCUUCCUCCACAAAUUUUCCUGUCAAAUUCACAGGUGACGUAUUUAGAUCCCGUGAAUGUACAUAAUUCCGAACAUCAGUGAUGAUUUCCAACUUGUCCCCGUUCUUAUUUCUCUUCUCCCAUGUGAAUUGUUUCUCACUGUGGCAAAAUCCAUAGCGCUCCCAUGUUUCGAUGCAGUCGAAAAACCGCGAGUACGUCAGUCCACACACUGUAUGCUUUGCUUUCCAGUUAGUUUUCCUCUCCCCAGUUCGUAAAACUGAAUCUGGCUGACAAAACUAUUUGUUCUUGUGUGCGACGCCCCUCUUACUAUCCGCCUGCUUUACGACCGGUCCGGGAUUCUGUUUUAUCUCCUGAACUGUAUGUAGCCCUAUGGAGCAUCCGGUUUCACAUGCGCAGGCCUUCAUUUUGUGGCAUCCCAACCCAUCCACAAACUGGCCCACCCAUUUCUGUUUGUAUUUGUUGGCAUUUUGUACAAGAAACAAAGUGAAAGUGGCUUGUUUUUUUGGCAGUCACCUAGACAGAAA
This is a messenger RNA of Opisthorchis viverrini, 3072 nucleotides long. RefSeq lists its product as hypothetical. Gene Ontology annotation, biological process: protein desumoylation. The transcript is spliced from 12 exons. Gene Ontology annotation, cellular component: cytoplasm; nucleus. The record is from RefSeq and is a predicted model, not a curated record. Gene Ontology annotation, molecular function: SUMO-specific endopeptidase activity. NCBI's taxonomy places the organism in Eukaryota, Metazoa, Platyhelminthes, Trematoda, Opisthorchiida, Opisthorchiidae. Bases 110 to 2500 code for a protein of 796 amino acids.